Molecule: messenger RNA, 742 nt
Organism: Paramecium primaurelia
Lineage: Eukaryota; Ciliophora; Oligohymenophorea; Peniculida; Parameciidae
Source: the annotation of a GenBank genome assembly
GAUAUCGAUAAUAAAAUAUGUUAAACGAAAACAUUAUUAUACUCUAUAUGAAAAACCCAGAUCCUAUAUUUUAUGGGAUGAUGGAUGAUUUAGUAAUUCAGACUUUAAAAAAAUAAAAUGCAACAAUAAUUGUAACUGAAUUAGAAGAAUUAAGUGUUAUAAUUGGAGAAGUAUUAAAUAAAACAAUAAUAGGAAUUUAUAUUUUUAAGAAAUGGUGAGCAAAUAUAAUUUGAUGCAUUUUUAGGUUAUGGAUAUAUGGCACCAAAACACUAUUUAGAUUAUAUGUACUUUAAUUUUGCAGCAUAUACAGCAGGAAAAACUACAUUAUAUUCACCAUUUACAGAAAAUAUAUUAUAAGACAAACUAUUGCAAUAUGCAAAAUUUAGUAAAUGUUAAGUUCCAUUUCCUCGUUGUAGUGCUUCAUUCUCUGUUUAAUAAUUUAAAUUAAACUUAUCUCAAUUUGAAAGCAAAGCAAUAAUGAAAGAGGUUAUAGGAUAUGAGGGAACAGGUGUGAAAUUAUCUUGUAAUAAAAUAUAAAGCACAGAAAUAUUUUGUAAAUCUCUUUGGAAUGGAGAAUAGGCUAUAAUAUAAGAUUUUGUGAGUGAUUCUGUUGGUCGAUCCAUCAGAGUAUUAGUUAUAGGUGGUAGAGCAGUAUCAGUAACAGAAUUCUAAGAUAAUAUUGUAUUAUAUCUUAAUUAUAUAAUAGGNAAUUAUUAAAGAUAUCAAUCAUAUACUAUAUUGA